Molecule: messenger RNA, 1987 nt
Organism: Passer montanus (Eurasian tree sparrow)
Lineage: Eukaryota; Metazoa; Chordata; Aves; Passeriformes; Passeridae
Product: heme-binding protein 1-like
Exons: 6
Coding region: 561-1172 (203 amino acids)
Source: RefSeq, a predicted model, not a curated record
CCCACUGGGAGGCCGUGGCCAGCACGCACCGAGUGAGCCUGCCCCGAGACAUGGCAGGCCCGAUCGCCCAGAUGGCCCGGCACAGGCACGCUCGCGAGCCCGUGCCGUACGUGUCGCUGUCGCAGCACGGGAAGCUGUGGAAGCAAGAAGUUUGGGAAGGUGCCUUGAGCUCCGUGGGACAAGGUUGUUUCAUGACCACUGAUCUGGAUGAAGAACAAGCUGAAAGUAGGAAGAGAGGUGCUGGCUACAACUUCCCAGCACCUGUUUAGGUUACCUGUGGUCACAGGCAUGCCAGGAACUGCCUAUGAACAUACCCAGAUGCAAUUUCCCCAUUCCCCUUGCCUCCCUUCUGUGUCAGGUUUGUUCAGAAUACUGGACAUUCUGUGUUGGAAAUAGAGAUUUUGACUCAUGCCACAAAAUUCCACAGCUGGGUUCACGUCUCUUCUUCCUCCUGUCACUUCUUAGUAUGGGAGAAGGAUCUGAGGAGUUUUAUUCCAGUCUUCGCUGCUCUUCUGGGUGCUAGAGCUCUUCUGCCAGAUUUUCCCUUCUGCUGGGUAGGGAUGUUUCUGUUACCCUCUGUGCAUGCAGUGUUCCAGGGAAAAGGCACUGCACCUGAGAACAAUAUCAGCCUUACUGGAGGCCCUUGGGUGCCUGGAAUCAGGAACAUCCUUUGCGAAGAAGCGGCCUACGAGGAGCGGCAGUACCCAGCUGGGAAGUGGGCCUGUGUCACCAUGGGGGAGCCCAUGUAUGAGCAGAGCAUCUCCAUGAGCUUCAUGAAGCUCAUGCGCUACAUCUGCAAGGAGAACUCUGUAGGUUGCUAUCUGGGCAUGACAGUCCCGGUGCUCAACGAAAUCCACCUGACCAAGGAGGGGACCGAGCUGGAGCGUGAGGUCCUAACAGCCUAUUAUCUCCCAGGACAGUUCCAGCAAAACCCCCCUGUUCCCAUGGACCCCGAAAUCCACAUCACCGAGAGGGCACCGCUCCGGGUUAUAACCAGGGUUUUCUAUGGGAUGACCACGGAGGAGACAAUUCUGCGGGAGAUCAGUCUCUUCUGGGAGCUCUUGGGCUCCACGGACAUGGUGCUGCAGGGAACCUACAUCGUGGCUUCUUACGAAAACCCCAGCAUCCCUCAGCGCCGCAACGAGAUCUGGUUCAUCUGCCGGGCCGAGUGAGUCCCCUCUGUCACCGCAAGCCAGCGCGCCGCUGGACCCGCUGUGGGUGGCAGUCCUGACCCAGAGGAGGCGGAGCACAUCCCCACCCACUAUUCAGCCACACAAUGAGAGACUAAGAGACUGCGGGGUGGGUUUCCAGCCUGCCCUGCAAGGGUCCUGCCAGGGGAAAUCCUGCCUGGCCUGCGCUUCACCGGCCCCCGCAGCUGAGGCUGGAGCUGGCACCAAAGAUGACCUCUAGAGCAAGCACGUGGUGGGGGCUCAUUAAGGCAGUAACCCUGUGGGCUUGUGUGAUGUGCUAGCCUGACCUGCACUGGGCUUGCAGAGCUGUGCCAGGGAGGCUGGUGGACAGCAUCACAAGGUGGUGGUGUCUAGAGGGCGAAGGACUGUGUACAAUAUGUGGGGCUCAGUGUGGCCUCUGCCUGCUUCCUGUGAGAAUGGCUGCCUGUCCUGAACAGAGCCACUGAAAUGGUGCUACAGAGACAGUUCAAAGGGGAAAAGGGCUUGAAUUCAGGUGUGAAUCCUGAAUGUUUCCUGCUGGGGUGGUUCUCUUUGGACUGUUGGGUGCCUCCCUGGCUGUCACUCACCAUUCCUCAGCCAGGACUAGGGUGCUGGCAGCCUUUGUCCAUCUCUUGUGGGUGCUGUUUUGCAGACCUGCUGUGAGCUGAGAGGGGUUGGUCCAGAGAGCAGCAGGAGCGGCAGCACUGUGUGUUGUGUUGUGCAUUGAUUAGUGAGUUUCACAUCCAUGAAUACCAUCAUGCUUUCCUGGGGGAAGCUGGCAGUGCCAACAGUAAAUAAACCCAGCUCAAACCACAGCA